UCGCAAUUGGGAAGGGCAUAAUUCAAAGUAUAAACCUAAGAUCUUAUGGCCGCUAAAUGAAAGAAUUGAAUUCAUACUUUUUUUUUCUAUUGACCUGGCUCUAUUUUAUCCAGACAAGCCUCUAUAGAAUGAUGGUGCCGACAACAAAAACAACAAACACAAAUGGCCAACUGAGGUGAGAUGUGGCACUUCACUUUUAAUCAGUUUUCGUCUGACUUGUUCCAUGACAGCUUCACUCCAGCAACCAGGAGCACCCUUCCCUCCCAAUGAAGCACAAUGCUCUUCUUCAUCAGCAAAUACCUCAAAAGGGCUUCAAAACAUGGUGGAAAGAACAAUCACAGGGAGAAGCAAGAACCCAAGAAGAAGAGAAACAACAACAACAACAAAACCAGCAAUAUGAUCUCAGUAAACAUGAGGAAUUCGCCGCGCGCGUGCCUGCCGGGCUGCUGCCCAGCCCCACUCUGGGGUCUGAUAGGCCCGUGCAGGCGCGGCAGCACUGCGGCUGCUGUCGUCACUGCUGCUGCAACUACUAUCACGUCCGCGAGAAUUUCGCGCUCCAACUUCGCGAAAUCCACCACCUCUUCUAUCCUUGCCAGCACGCUGUUCACCAAUCAUGAAUCCCUCCCGCCCUUUGCUGACGCCUUAAUGAACUUUCUCGCAGCCUUCCCGCAGUUCGAAGAGGCCCAGCAAGCUGAACACAUCAGAAAGAAUGAGUACCAUCACCUCGCCCAUCACGUCUGCCUCGACUACACUGGUAUCAGCCUCUUCUCGCAUGCGCAGAUGGUGAAUUUCUGCUCCCUACCGUCGUCAUCUUCCGGGCUCUCGCGCCCUCCCCCUCCUCUCUUCAGCAUAUCCUUCAAGUAUGGGAGCUGGGAGUCUCUGCUCCAGCAUGUGAGCCAAGAAAAAGAUCUGGAAUCACAAAUCAGGAGGAGAAUUAUGGGCUUGCUCAGCAUAACAGAAGCGGACUACUUCAUGGUGUGCACCUCUAACAGGACCACAGCAUUCAAAUUGUUAGCUGAUUCCUAUCCCUUCCACAACAACCGGAAGCUUCUAACCGUGUACGACUACGAGAGCGAGGCGGUGACCGCCAUGGUAGAGAGUGCGCAGAAGAGAGGAGCUAGAGUCGCUUCCGCCGCGUUUACGUGGCCGAGCUUGAGGAUUCACUCGGCGCAAUUGAGAAAAGAUCUGAUGAAGAAAGGAAGAAAGAAGAAACAUAGAGGGCUCUUCGUGUUUCCGCUGCAGUCGAGGAUGACCGGAACGAGAUACCCGUAUUUGUGGAUGAGCUUGGCGAAGGAGAAUGGAUGGCACAUCGCGCUCGACGCGUGCGCGCUUGGACCCAAGGACCUGGACACCUUCGGGCUUUCUCUUAUCCGUCCGGACUUCAUAAUUUGCAAUUUCUACAAGGUGUUCGGCGAAAACCCCUCAGGGUUUGCAGCCCUAUUCAUCAAAAAAACGAGCUGCCAAAUAUUAGAAGCGUCGGAAAUCACAAGUAGCAUCGGAAUUGUUAGGAUCGUGCCUGCGAGAAGUGUUUCUCAGCUCCGAGACGAUUAUUCGAGCGCAGAAUUAGAGCCCCAACUGAACAAGUUUGAGGAAGAUGAUGUAGAGAACACAAGUUCCUUCUCUGGACCAAUAUCAAGUAAAGAAAAUCGGCCAAGCGAUAACCCUUUGAGUUCAAAAGAGGGAAACAAAAGAGAGUCAUCAUCGGAAAUUGUAGAGGAAGACGGCGUGAAUCCGGCAAAAAUAGAGAGAGGAAAAGAGAUUAUUGCAGGAGAAGAUGAUGACAUUGUGGAGGAGAUUGAAUGCAGAGGGCUCGAUCACGCAGAUUCUCUAGGCCUGAUACUCAUCAGUAACAGAUUAAGAUGCAUCACAAACUGGUUGCUUGUUGCACUUUCAAAAUUGCGGCAUCCUCAUGCAGAAAAUGGCCAUUCUUUAGUUAAGAUCUAUGGCCCGCGAGUAAAAUUCGAUAGGGGGCCAGCAUUAGCAUUCAACUUAUUUGAUUGGAAAGGCGAGAAGGUCGAGCCUUCGCUCGUGCAAAAGCUCGCAGAUAGAAGCAACAUUUCUCUAAGCUGCGGCUUCUUAGAGAAUAUUUGGUUCUCAGAGAAAUAUGAAGUAGAUAAGGACUCGGUGUUAGAGAAAAGAGUUAGUGAUAAAACAGCUGCAGGUGAUCACAAAAAGAAAGAGAGCGUUCCUGUGGGGAUUAACGUCGUAAACGCAUCACUAGGAUUCCUCACUAAUUUUGAGGAUGCCUACAGGCUGUGGGCUUUCAUUGCCAAGUUCUUGGAUGCGGAUUUCGUCGAGAAGGAGAAGUGGAGAUACAUGGCUCUCAACCAGAAGAUGAUCGAAGUUUAAGAGCAAAAGAAACUAAAAUUUGUACAAAUUAAGUAGGAUAGUUUUCAAUUUGGCUUUCUUUAUUUUUUGCAUUUUCAAUUCAGUGCAUUCAUUCAGAUUACAUGUGUUCUAAUGUGGAUUCCUCUAUUUUUUGUCAGCAGAAGUGUUCUGCUCAUCUAACUGGUAAUUGAAUUGAUACAAUUGUAUGUUUGAGAAA
Molecule: messenger RNA, 2545 nt
Organism: Ananas comosus (pineapple)
Lineage: Eukaryota; Viridiplantae; Streptophyta; Magnoliopsida; Poales; Bromeliaceae
Exons: 1
Coding region: 277-2349 (690 amino acids)
Source: RefSeq, a predicted model, not a curated record